Ostreococcus tauri is the source of this 1410-nucleotide messenger RNA. Its product is annotated as Zinc/iron permease. Gene Ontology annotation, biological process: zinc ion transmembrane transport. The transcript has a single exon. The record is from RefSeq and is a predicted model, not a curated record. Gene Ontology annotation, cellular component: membrane. Gene Ontology annotation, molecular function: calcium ion binding; zinc ion transmembrane transporter activity. Bases 1 to 1410 code for a protein of 469 amino acids. Lineage: Eukaryota; Viridiplantae; Chlorophyta; Mamiellophyceae; Mamiellales; Bathycoccaceae.
AUGACGCGCGUGGCCGUGUUCGCGCUCGCGCUCUCGAGCGCGCUCCUCGCGCGCGCGGACGCGGGCGAGGAGACCGCGGUGGAUCACAUCAUCGAGGUCUACGACGAAGACGCGAACGGAUUGAUCGACGCGAGCGAGUUAUCGGAGCUCUUCGAGCGAUUCGCCGCGCGCGUGGGAGACGGCGCCGGGGGGUCGGCGCACGCGGGACACGCGGGACACGCGGAGGAACACGCGGGACACGACGACGAGGAGACGCUCACGGAAGUGACCUCGGCGGGCGUGAUCGCGGCGUACGCCGGUUUGGAUAAGAUGCUCAAUGAGACGGAGUUGACGCAGGCGUUGACGCUCGUGGCGAGGUGCGCGGCGGAGACGGGGUGCGCGCUCGUCGCGAGCGAGGCGACGGAGGCGGUGACGAAGAAGGAAAAGUAUUUCAGUCUUAAAGUGGGGCUCGUGUUCGCGAUCUUCGCGGAGGGCUUGGUGGGUGGUAUGCUUCCGAUGAUGGUCACGAUGACGCUUCCCAAAGUGCAGCACGCGCUCGAGUUUAUGAACUCGUUGAGUGGGGGCGUGUUCCUUGCGAGCGGUUUCGUGCACUUGAUUCCGCACGCGCUCGAAGCCGCGACAGAGGCUAAGAUCGGAACCAAAGACGAGUACCCGUUCGCGAUGGCCAUGGUCGUUCUCGGAUUUCUCAUCGCCUUCUUCAUUGAGCGUGUGCUCUUCCACGCGCACUCGCACGUCGUGGAAACCGAGACCACCGGACACGGACACGGACACGGACACGGACACGGACACGACAAGGACGUGGAGAAAGUUCCAGAGGUUGACCCGUUAGCGUGCAACGAUUGCCAUCACGAGCACGGUACGUCCAUUUUCAUUCAGACGAGGAAGGCUUUAGUGUUCAUGACCGGCGUCGCCCUCCACGCCACGCUCGCCGGGGUGUCUCUCGGCUUGCAGACGUCCAAGUCGAGCAUUUACGCCAUCUUCAUCGCCAUCUCCGCGCACAAAGCUGCGGCCGCCUUCUCCAUCGGGUGCGCGUUCUUGCGCUGCGGCGUGACGCGCAUAUCGACGCUUCUUGCGUUCAUGACGUUCUUUGCGUGCAUCACCCCCAUUGGCAUCGCCAUCGGCAUCGCCGCCGGCACGAAGGACAACGCCUCGGUGCGCGCCGUCCUCGAGGGCAUCGCCGCCGGCACCUUUGUGUACAUUGGUACGGUCGAGGUGAUCGGAGACGAAUUCGAAACCACCACUGAAUCGUGCACUGACGAACACGGUCACGAUCACAAGGUCCCGACGCACACGCACGUCGUCCACGAGGCGCCGCGUCGCUCGCUUCGCUUGGAAAAGUUCCUCGCGUACUUCUGCGGCGUGUGCAUCAUCGUCCUCGCGCAGUUGGGCGUCAAACACGGCGAUCACUGA